This is a messenger RNA of Capsicum annuum, 1947 nucleotides long. Its product is annotated as tryptamine 5-hydroxylase. Bases 190 to 1758 code for a protein of 522 amino acids. The transcript has 2 exons. Lineage: Eukaryota; Viridiplantae; Streptophyta; Magnoliopsida; Solanales; Solanaceae. The record is from RefSeq and is a predicted model, not a curated record. Gene Ontology annotation, molecular function: monooxygenase activity; oxidoreductase activity, acting on paired donors, with incorporation or reduction of molecular oxygen; iron ion binding.
UUCCAUGACGUAGUCCUCUUGAUUUAAAGAGGCGUGUAGCAGUAGGUAGACGAUCCGCCUUUGCCCAACUACCAAAUGUUAUGUUCAAUUGUACACCAGUAUUACAUAACUCCCAUAUAUAUUACAUUACCACGACACAACAGUCUUUCUCGCUUCUCAAAUUAGCAAAUUAGCAAAUAAGCAGACGAAAUGGACGAAUCAAUUCUGCAAUCAGUUCUCCUACUAGCACUUGUAUCUUUCACCAUGUAUGUCACCUUUCACUUUUACAACAACCAACGUCGCCGUCGGCCUUUAUUCACCCCACCGUCUCCGCCGGCGCUCCCUGUAAUCGGUCACCUUCAUCUCCUAACCGACAUGCCCCACCACACCUUCACCCAACUCGCUCAUAAACUCGGCCCGAUCAUCCACCUUCAACUUGGCCAAGUCCCGACUGUAAUCAUCUCCUCCCCUCAACUCGCCGAACUCAUACUCAAAACCCAUGACCACAUCUUCGCUAGCCGCCCACAACUCAUUGCAGCUCAAUACCUCUCCUUCGGUUGCUCUGAUAUUACUUUUUCCCCUUACGGCCCUUACUGGCGCCAAGCUAGAAAAAUCUGCGUCACUGAGUUGUUGAGUUCGAAGCGAGUUAACUCAUUCCAGAUUAUAAGAAAUGAGGAAACUAACCGUAUGUUACGAAUGAUCUCCACUCAUUCUCACUCCGAGGCGGGUGAACUCGACAUGAGUCAGGUUUUCUUCGCUCUCGCGAAUGAUAUUUUGUGCAGGGUGGCGUUCGGGAAGAGAUUUAUUGAUCAUGAGUUGAAAGAGAAGAAGGAUUUGGUGAGUGUGUUGACGGAGACACAAGCUCUGUUAGCGGGGUUUUGUUUGGGGGAUUUUUUCCCCGAUUGGGAAUGGGUUAACUCAGUGAGUGGUAUGAAGAGGAGAUUGAUGAAGAACUUGAAAGAUUUAAGAGCGGUGUGCGAGGAGAUUAUACAAGAGCAUGUAGAAAGGAAGGGUGAAAAUAGCGAUGCUUCAUCAGACUUAGUUGACGUAUUGCUGAGAGUUCAGAAAAGAGAUGAUCUCCAAGUGCCCAUCACUGACGACAACCUUAAAGCUCUUAUUCUGGAUAUGUUUGUCGCUGGAACAGAUACAUCAGCAGCUACACUGGAAUGGACAAUGACAGAGUUGGCUAGGCAUCCAAGUGUUUUAGAAAAAGCACAAGAUGAAGUUAGGGAGAUUGCAGGUAAUAAAGGAAAAGUAGAAGAAUCUGAUCUUCAACACCUUCACUACAUGAAAGCAGUAAUAAAGGAGACAAUGCGACUACACCCCCCUGUCCCCCUUCUAGUACCUCGAGAAUCCAUGGAGAAAUGCACAAUCGCUGACUAUGAAAUACCUGCAAAAACUAGGAUACUAAUCAACACCUAUGCCAUUGGAAUGGAUCCAGAGUCAUGGACCAAUCCUCUGGACUACAAUCCUGGAAGGUUUCUUGAGGAGGACGUUGAUUUCAGGGGAUCACAAGAUUUCAGGUUCCUACCAUUUGGAGGGGGGAGAAGAGGUUGCCCAGGUUACGCCCUUGGUUUAGCUACUAUUGAGCUCUCAUUAGCUCGUUUGUUGUAUCACUUUGAUUGGAAAUUGCCUGCCGGAGUAGCAGCUCAAGAUGUGGACUUGUCGGAGAUUUUUGGAUUGGCUACUAGGAAAAAAGUGGCUCUAAAGCUUGUUCCAACCAUCAACAUGCUCUAUGUGUCCGAAGAAGAGGAGGAUCUGCAGUCAGCUACUCUCUGAUUUAAGACCUAAAAACAUCCUUAAUUUAAGACCUAAAAUAUUUCAAUAGAAUAUAGUUAUACUUUUAUGUGUAAAAACUAAUAAGUGUUUGAGAGAAAAUGCUAGAGAAAUAAAAGAAUGUGCAACUUGAUAUAAAUUAUCUAAUCAAAGGUAAAAGUAUACGAAAUGGAGAGUAUUAAGAUUUCUAUA